CUGACCGUCGCACUUCAUUCGGAUCGGCCAGGGGAAGCUCCGGCCUCGGCGGAAGCAACAAGGAGACAGAGGUCGAUCGUUGGCUCAAACCCUAGGAAGCAAAUAUGGACGAAGAGCUAAUGACGAGGCUGGAGGUAGCCGUGGCGCGGCUGGAGGCGCUUUCCGCCGAGCCACCCGCCCCCGCAGCCUCGUCCAGAAGCAUUUGCCACGACGCUGCCAUGGAUACGUCCAUCUCAGCGUUCGACGAUCUCGUUUCGGAUUCCUUGGGCCGGGUUUUGGAGGCUGCGGGUAAGAUCGGCGGGGAGGUUCUCGACGCGACGAAAGUAAUGGAGGAGGCGUUCUCGGUGCUUAAGCAGCUCAUUGUCAAGUCCAAGCGCUGCCAGAAUCCAGGUGUUGCUGGUACGGCAGAGUUUUUGAGGCCACUCAAUAAUGUGAUUGCCAAAGCCAAUUCCCUAACCGAAGGGAAACGAUCUGAAUAUUUCAACCAUUUAAAAGCAGUUGCUGAUAGUUUAACAGCUCUGGUUUGGAUAGGUUACACAGGAAAGGACUGUGGCAUGAGAAUGCCAAGUGCACAUUUAGAAGAAAGCUGGCAAAUGGCUGAAUUCUACAGCAAUAAGAUUCUUGUGGAAUAUAAGAAUAAGGAACCAGAACAUAUAAAUUGGGCAAAGUCAAUGAAGGAAUUGUAUUUCCCUGGCUUGUGUGACUAUGUAAAGAACUUCUACCCCCUGGGUCCUGCUUGGGGCAUAGCUGUGUCAACAUUGCCGUCAUCUUCUUCAAGCACCCCUACAUCAAGCACCCCUGGUGCACCACCACCACCAAAAGCUCCUAUUAUUUCCGCAGAAACUGUACAAUCACGUCCUAGAGAAGGAAUGUCUGCUGUCUUCGAAGAAAUCAAUUCAGGAAAAUCAGUAACUGCAGGCUUGAGAAAAGUUACAGAUGAUAUGAAGACUAAAAACCGUGUUGAUAGAAGUGGUGCAGUAGCCUCAGCUGAAAAAGGUGGUUGUGCCAGUUCUUUUACAAACACCAAAGUGCCCCCCAAGUUGGAGCUCCAAAUGGGACGCAAAUGGGCAGUUGAAAAUCACAUUGGAAAUAAGAACUUGAUUAUUGAAGACUGUGACACAAAGCAGUCUGUAUACAUAUACGGGUGCAAGGAUUCAGUAUUACAAGUCAAAGGCAAUUCUUCAUUUUUAUCUUCAGUUUUGGUGUAAUUUGCAAUAUUUAUACAUGCAGAAAUAUAACAGUGUCCUUUUAUAUUUAUUUAUUUAUUUGCACCUGAUUGUGUUAUGCAGGA
This is a messenger RNA of Zingiber officinale, 1291 nucleotides long. Its product is annotated as cyclase-associated protein 1-like. Gene Ontology annotation, cellular component: cytoplasm. Gene Ontology annotation, biological process: cytoskeleton organization; regulation of adenylate cyclase activity. The transcript is spliced from 6 exons. The record is from RefSeq and is a predicted model, not a curated record. NCBI's taxonomy places the organism in Eukaryota, Viridiplantae, Streptophyta, Magnoliopsida, Zingiberales, Zingiberaceae. Gene Ontology annotation, molecular function: adenylate cyclase binding; actin binding. The coding region runs from base 105 to 1208 and encodes 367 amino acids.